CGCAGCGACAGAGACAGAGAGAGAAAAGCUGUCAUACCCAAAGACAGCAACAGUAAACACUAACCUGCUACUCAGGUUUGGCAACAGCAAAGUAGUUUCCACCUGGAUUGACCUUUAUCUGUCAUGUAAGUCAACAGCCAGCUUCAUGUCACUUAUUCAAGACUGCUGACAGUUUUCUGUACAGAGACUAUUGUGCACUUAACCUUGCUGGAGGAAGACAACAAACAAACAAGAUCUUCGCCAAGUGGAGCGGUGUGAAAAGAUCCUUUACCUUGAUGGCAGCCAGGGACAACUGGGAAUGGGACUACAGCCUGAAUCCUCACAGCCUCCAGAAUGCUUUCAGGUCAUUAAGCCCUGAGUUUGAUUUGUGGGGGAAUGCCCUCUUUAAAUCUCGGUCCUCAGCAUGGAGUUGUAUGGGUUUAUCUGGAUCAGGUCACCGCUCCAAAAUCAGCACCAGCUCUGUUGGCAGUCAGUUGGGGAUGAAACAGAAUGAAUCGGCUGGCAUGAGAAGAUGGCAGUCUACCUCUCGUCUAGCGCCCGAGGGUGCUCCUCGAGCCUUCUCUACUCAGGGGGUUGAGCUGCGAGCUGCGCUGGAGGAGAGCAGCAUGAAGAGGGCAGAGCUGGUCCAGAAGCUCCGGGAAGCUCAUGAACAUCUGGACACCCAGACUGACCUCCUGAAGGCUAAGGAGACUCAGCUUCUGCACAGCCAGAGCACCACUCACCUCCUGGAGCUUAAGCAUAAGCAGCUGACAAAGGCACUGAGUGCUCUUGAGGAGGAGAAGGAGGCAGCUAAGCUCAGCCGCUUUGAGGAGAGCCGUCGACGGUCAGAACUGCAAGAAAAGGUGGUGCAGCUGGAGAUGGACUUGUUGAAGAUAAAAUCUAGCAUGGGGAGGAGGAACUCUGAUCAAAGCUCAACCUCACAAACAAACCCACAUCUCAACAAGACUAUGCCUGUAACAAAAGAUGACUUCCUCAGAGAGGGACAGAAACACACAGGGAGGGAGAUGAAGAAACUGAAAGAAGCUCUCAGGGAGGCUGAAGAGAGAGCCGAGACCUUGGAAGCUGAAAAGGAUCAUGCUUUAAAGCAACUCUAUUCCUCUAAGGAGGGUCACCGCAAGACAUUGAACCAGGCUGAGCAGUUGAAGCAGAAGCUUAGCACAUCUAUGCAGGCCCAAAGUGAGCUGCAGGAACAGCUCAGUGAGAGCCAAAGCCGCCUGGGCCAGCUGGAACUGGAAAAAGCCCUGCUCUCCACCAAAUCACUGCAAUUAGAGGACAAUCUAGAGGACCUGAAAGUGAAGCUGUCUGCAGCUUUAGCUGAUAAAGACCGACUGGUGCAGGAAAAGGCUGACCUGCAUCAGAGGACCCAGAGUUUGAAGCUGCAGCUGCAGAGAGCCCAGCUGGGCAGAGAGGGAUUCACUGAGCAGGUGUGUGAACUACACGCAGAGCUCAGUCAGGCCAAAAGCAAGACCAGCAGACAACAGCAGAGCACCUUACUAAUGAAGGAAGAACUACAUUCAGCCAAAGAGGUGAGCAAGAAACUGUCAGCAGACCUGACUGCAGCCACAGAGAGGCUUCAGGUGACGCUAAAGCAGUUACAUGAGCUGGAAGCGGAGAAGCUGAUCCACACCAAUCAGAUCGCAGCUCUAGAGACUGAGCGCUUGCAGCUGAUUGGAGAGAAGGAGGAGCUGAUAGAUGUAUUUGAUCAGGGGAAUCAGGAAGAGCUCAGGGAACUGAGGGAAAGAUGCUAUCAGCUCAGAGAAUUAAAGGAAACUUUGGAGCAUGAGAAGCAGGACCUUCAGACGCACUGCCAGGGCCUGGAAAAGAAAGUGCAGAACAUGGAGGCAGAGCUUGGCUGUAAGGAGGAUGAGCUACAGCGCAUGGAGGUGGAGCUAGAAAAAGAGAAGGAGGAGCUGAAGAAUGUGGCAACUCACUGGAAUGAGCGAUGGCUGGAUGUGGCGAUGACACUGCAGUCCACUCAGGUGCAACUAGAAGAGACCAAGAAACAACAGCAGCAUACUGAGGCCCUGAAGGAAGAGGCAUCUGGAAUGGCCAGCAUGGUGGAGAUACUUGAGACACAACUGAAGGACAGCCAGGAUGAGAUCCAGAGCUUGCUUGAACAGAAAACACACUUGGAGACAGAGCUGUGCAGAGUGAAGAAAGAAGCUGGUGCUUUGGAGCGAGUAGAACUAGAUGCCUGCAGGCAGCAGCUAGAUCUGGAGCGAAGCAGAAGCCAAUGUCUACAGCAGAGACUGAUGGGAAACCCUGUGUCUCUGGAGGAGAUGGAUGGAGAGCUGGUGCAGGUGAAAGCUGAGCUGCAGAAAGUGUGGGACAUGCUGAAGAGCCGAGACACUAAGCUGGAGGAGCAGCAGCAGGAGCUACAGUCUGCUCGGGGCCAGGUGACCCAGCAGAGCACUGAGGUACAAAGACUGGAGCAGCAACUGGCUGAGAGAGAGCACAAACUGAAAGAAAGGGAUCUUACUCUAAAGAAUCUGAUGAGUCAGAAAGAUGUAGAGAAAACUGAGGCACAAAACAAGAUAACUGCUCUAGAGAAAGAGCUUACUGGACUUAAAGCGCUGAAGAUAGAACAGGCACUGUGCACUGAUCAACCAGACACUCAGGGCAUCAACUCCCAACUAGAGGCGAGCAGGAAGACAUCUGAGCAGCAGAAGCAGGAAAGAGUCUCGGCUCCUCAGAGACAGCAUUCACCUGAACAUCCCCAACAGGGUGAAGAUCGGCAAGGAACACCAUUGGUGACCAGAAAGGCAAAAUCAGUCAACUUUGAUCUCAUAGACCCCAACCAUCAGAGGAGGCUAAUCACAGAGCAACUGAAGAGUCUGUUUAAGGAGAGAGAGCAGCUGGGUGAUAAGGCAUCUCCAGUGCUCCAGAGAAGACCUGCCUCAGUGGUGGACUGUGGCCCAAAGUCUAAAACCAUCAAGAAUUCCACAGACUUACUGAGCAGUGACAUGCAGCUGCAGCAUGGACAGGGUCUGGGCGUCCAGCAGGGGGCAGGAAAGUGCACUACAGCCAAUGCAGUGGGAGCUCAGUCUGAACCACCGGCCUCUGAGAAAGGAUUGCAGGGGCAGCUAAGACAAGAGCAGGUGUCAGCACUGAGUGUGGAAAUGGAAGAGCUAAAAGACAGAAAUGAAAAUCUCCUCCAAGACAAGCUGAAGGUUCAGCAGCAGAUCCAGGAUGUAAGAGUGACAGAAAGGUGUAGCGAGGACACAGGCUUCAUUGAUAAGGAAGAGGAGGCUCUGAUGACGAUUCCACCCACAUUAUGUGUGGAUGGAACAUUCCUAGCCAGACAGGUGGAGGUGUGUGACUCUGAGAUGGAGGAUGAGGAAGUGGUACUCGACUGAAUGAAUGUAUUAUUUGUGUUUAUAACCUGUGUGGAAGCAUCGCUCUGUGCUUUGUGUGAUUAACUCAACAGAUGCAGUUAAAAGGAAGUGCCUCAUAGUUUUUAACAGCAGUUUCACAAGACUUUUAACAAGGCUUUAUUACUUGCCUAGUGCUAAAGAUUGAUCUCAAAUGGUGCUCUGCAUAUUCUAUGGGCCAAAAUGAUGAUGGACGAUUUAUGUCUGUGUAUUUUGCUUGUAGUUUGGGGUCACAGUGCUCAUGACUCAUGGUGAUCAGUGAGUUGUGGGAUGUUUGUUCUUAUUGUCUUAUAAAACUAAGACAGAAAUGAUUCUCAUGUUGCACUCAGUCAUUGGGACAUAAACCAAACAAUUAGCAUGGCAUUUCCGUAAAUCAUGUUGCUGGUGCAGAGUAAUACCUCAUUUGUCUCCGCUCUUAUCAUUUUGUGAUUGUGUUCAACUUGUUUCAAUGUUCCCUCACCUCACUGUAGACUGUAAAACCCAAUGCUGAGUUUACAUCUAGCACACACAUUAGCCCUCAUCUUUUCACUGGAUAGUUAUUUAAAUAUAUAAAUCUAAUAGUGAAAUAUAAAUUGUUUCUGUAUUGUCAGGCACUUUUUAGUUUUUAGCAUGAACCAUAGAAAAUAUUUUUUUGUGUUUUAACAUGUUCUCACAUUCACAAUUGCUAGUAAAUGCAAAGAGAUAUGAACUCAAUUACAAAUGCAUAAAAAGAAGUUACUAAAUUAACUUUUUUUUUAACAAAUUCUUUACAAGUUAAAACUACAUUUUGUAAAUGUUCAAUUCAAACAUAUAAGCAAAAACUAUAGUUGAUAAGUCAUUUUCAGCCAAUUUUAUUUUAUAAAUAUGUCUGUCCCUCAUUUAUAUGUCCUAACCAUUACACUGGCCAAAUGACCUGAGGUGUUUUUCAUAAAAUAAAAUAAAACACAUGGGAAAAAGGUAGGGGAAAACUUAAUUUGGGUGUAUCCCCUAGAAAAGCAAAGUACUAUCUCUCUGUAUUUAGUAUUUUCAGGAUGUCUUUACCAUAGUGUUAAUGACUAAUGUGUUUUAGUUAGACACUUGAAACAUUUAUUCAUGUAUUCAAGUCCAAACAUCACUUGUUAUCAUAAGAGCUCAGAGUAUUAAAUUUUAAUCAGUUUUACAUUGUACCUAUCAAUAAAUCCAUUUUAUCACAUUA
Pygocentrus nattereri (red-bellied piranha) is the source of this 4545-nucleotide messenger RNA. Its product is annotated as myosin-9. The coding region runs from base 276 to 3356 and encodes 1026 amino acids. The transcript has 26 exons. The record is from RefSeq and is a predicted model, not a curated record. NCBI's taxonomy places the organism in Eukaryota, Metazoa, Chordata, Actinopteri, Characiformes, Serrasalmidae.